Punctularia strigosozonata HHB-11173 SS5 is the source of this 825-nucleotide messenger RNA. RefSeq lists its product as uncharacterized. The record is from RefSeq and is a predicted model, not a curated record. NCBI's taxonomy places the organism in Eukaryota, Fungi, Basidiomycota, Agaricomycetes, Corticiales, Punctulariaceae. The coding region runs from base 1 to 825 and encodes 274 amino acids. The transcript is spliced from 6 exons.
AUGCCUGCUACGGAUGUCAACCAAGAGGUCAGCGAUGCCAGUGAUGACGACAGCAUCGACGAGAAUGGAAUGAGCUAUAAGGAGCUCUUCCUCCAGGCAAAGGAGCGCGCGGAGAAAGAGAGAGAUCGACGCCGCUUACUUGAGAAAAAGAUGAACGGUGAGGUUGGCCCCACCGGCCGUAACAAAGCCACACCGGAGAAGAUUCCCCGACCGCAAGGGACCGCUGGCAAUAAGGGUUAUAAUCUUCAGACAAAAAUGCGGCUUGAUAGUUGUGACGCUGACAAGAAUGAAUUGUAUCUUGCUAUCUGCCGGCAUGUGCGAGACUUGACUAUUGCUGCCCAGCUUGAUUGGCGUGUCCCGUUCCGGCGUCAACCUAAGGAUGACCUGGCCAAGAUAUACCGGCUUGCAAUGGAGUCAUUCGAUUAUCUCAAACAAUUUGAGUGUUGUUGGCCCGUUGAUGAGAUUAUAUCGCAGCAUUUUCGCAAUAAGCGAAAGUACAACGCGAAGAUGGGCCGGUUUUCCAAUCCUCGUGGCAAGAACAGGGCUUUUGGGCGCGGCUCGGACCAGCCUCCCCAAAAUGACGAAGACCACGAAAAUCGUCCACCAAUCGAACCGUCGGGCUCGCGCACUUCGUCAUCUGCUGCAACGGCAGUGGAGCAGCGACCAAAGCCACGUCCGAGAAAGCGCCAGAAGACGCAGCCAGCACACCCCGAAACCUCCGACAAUCAGGCGCCAUCUAGAGCUGCUCCACGCCGCGAAAAACCAACGACGAGGGCCGCAGGCCAGCAGCCCACAACCCGCGCGCAGCCUGAGGGAGCCGCCUGA